AACAAAGUUGUGCAUUCGUUUUAAAUGGCCUGUGAUAUGAUGAUCCCUCUGAAAGGCAGCGUUUAAAAUGAUAAAUCUGUUACAGCAGCACUGCUGCGGAUCGCAGGAUGGACUCCGGUGGGAAACCCUCGACUGCACAGAUAGUGGUUUUAGCCACCAGCUCCGCCCUGACCGGCCUCUUCUACACCAUCUACAAGAACAGAGCGACGACGGUUGCCAGACUAAAGGAAGCCAAGAAAGUAUCCAUUGACAAGGAUUUGAAUAACAUCCUGUCUGAAACUCCGGGUAGAUGUGUCCCCUACGCAGUCAUAGAAGGUGCCGUGAGGAAUGUGAAGGAAACUCUGAGUAGUCAGUUUGUUGAUAACUGCAAAGGCGUCAUUGAAAGACUGACGCUGAAGGAGGAGAAGAUGGUGUGGAACCGCACCACCCACCUCUGGAACAGCACAGAGAAAGUCAUCCACCAGCGCACCAACACGGUCCCAUUUGCCCUCGGGUCUCACGAUGAGGACGUCUCUGCGUUUGUGCGGGUUAUACGUCCGCUGGACGCUGCAGAGUUGGACCUGGAGACCACCUACGAGAACUUCCACCCAACAGUCCAGUCCCUGUCCAGUGUUAUUGGCCACUUCAUCAGCGGGGAACGACCCAAGGGCAUCCACGAAACCGAGGAGAUGCUGCGGGUGGGAGACAGCGUCACGGGGGUGGGAGAGCUGGUGCUGGACAACAACCUCAUCAAGCUCCAACCUCCAAAGCAGGGCUUCCGUUACUUCCUCACCCGGCUGGACUACGAGUCUCUCCUGAAGAAGCAGGCGAAGAGUGUGAGACUGUGGAGGAUUCUGGCUCUCGUCUCCGGCGUCACCGCCUGUUCGAUCUUCAUCUACAUCCUGUGGAAGAGAUACGUUCUUCACAAGCAGAGCAGGAAGGAGAAGAGCAUGCUGGAGGAAUUCAAGGAGCAGCAGAAGAAACGCAUGCGUGAACUUAACAUCGAGGAAAGCAGCGUGUCGCCCACCAGCUGUACUGUGUGCCUGAGCCAGGAGCGCUCCUGCGUGUUCCUGGAGUGUGGCCACGUGUGUGCGUGUGCUCAGUGCUACGACGGCCUGCCACAGCCAAAGAAAUGCCCCAUCUGCAGGGCAACUAUAGACAGAGUGGUGCCUCUGUACAACAGCUAAUGUGGCCAUUUCACACACAGAGACUAUACUCAGCAUUUUACACUCACGUCCUUCACAAACUGUCGUCUGCGGCUCGAGAUGAUUAAUAGCUGCAGUUUAUGUUUUGUUUUUCUUCCCCAUGAAAUGGUGGAAUCAUAUUUGGAAAGUAUAAUUCAUCUUGAUAAA
Molecule: messenger RNA, 1331 nt
Organism: Paralichthys olivaceus (Japanese flounder)
Lineage: Eukaryota; Metazoa; Chordata; Actinopteri; Pleuronectiformes; Paralichthyidae
Source: RefSeq, a predicted model, not a curated record